UUUUUCUGCCAUUCUUCCUCGGGGGCAGAAUCAGUACUGCCCAUGGGAAGCUCAGUCCUCUUGAUUGAAUGACAACUACAUAGAGGUUAAUGCUGCCCUGAUGCAGUACUGCCACGAGGGUGGCUUCACUGUCCUGUGUAGUCUCGUGGAUGACUGGCCCAGCUACCUGAGCAGAGGUGGUGUCCACCCGAGCCGCUUUGAUAACAAGGUGCUGACAGACUACCUGUACCAGGUGGCCUGCACCCUGUCCGUCAAUCUGGAGAGAAGCUGCAUCCAGCAGUGCUACAAGGAGACCCAGGCACCUUCUUCAUGGACCAGCUGGACUCGGCAGGACAGCAUCCCUGCCAUCUCCGAGGCUGAGUUUCCCCCCACUUGGUUUGCAUAUUUUCAUUUCUUCUCAUGCAGCAAGUGGACCUUCCACAGCACCAGCUCCUGUCUGGAAAGCCAGCACUGCUCCCUUGCAGAGGCACGACACCAACCAGCUAGGUGA
Dermacentor silvarum is the source of this 490-nucleotide messenger RNA. RefSeq lists its product as uncharacterized. The transcript has a single exon. Lineage: Eukaryota; Metazoa; Arthropoda; Arachnida; Ixodida; Ixodidae. The coding region runs from base 101 to 490 and encodes 129 amino acids. The record is from RefSeq and is a predicted model, not a curated record.